ACUUCAUCGGUCACUGCUGGCCGUCCGUCGCUGCACAACGAGCUGGUCGUCAAAAUACAGUCCGAACUUCCAGAGACCUCCUCUUGGAGAGUGCGCGGCAUGGAUAAAUUGGCAGCCGGUUGCGCGCCAAGGCGCUUCUCGGAGGCAGGUACCCAAUCGCCACUGCUCUUCUGGAGGGCAAGCAUCAGCCCACGCGAGCAGAACGGUCGCCCGUCGCCGUGGUGCAUCAAAACGUAUAAUUGCCUUUUGAUCCUAUUCUCCACCUUCAUGCCGUUGCAGACUCGUCGAGCGAGUAUUUAUAUUACGUGCUGACACCCCAGCGCCUAGGUUUUGACCUUUUCUUCUCUCCCCUCCACUUCCGCCGUCUCCUCGGCUGCCCCUCGUUUGCCCUUGUCCCUCCAGACCCGCGUCUCCCUCCCAGUAUCCUUACCAUGAAGCUCGCUGCUCUCCUCCUCGCCGCGGUCUCCGCCUGCGCGCUCGCGCACGAUGCGCGUGGUCUUAACUCGGACAGCCGUCAAGAGGUAGCCCGGCACAUGCGCCUGGCAAAGAAGAACGCGCCCCUCGACGUGCAGCCCAUCACCGGCAGGACACGUCGCGCCAAGAACAAGCGCCAGUGCCGCGAACGCCAGAACACCGCUACUCCGCCUGCCUCCAGCGAGCAGGCUCAGCCCACCCAGGACAGUGGCAAGAAGGAUGGUGGCAAGAAAGACGGCGACAAGGCGAACACGGGCAAUGUGAACGUCGAGUGGGCCCCGCCUGCGGACAGUGGUAACAACUGGGACAACGGCGGCAACUGGGGAGCCAACCUCAUCAAGGUUGCGACCGACGCCGUUUGUGGUGACAGCGGUGCUACUGCUGAUAUCAGUGCCACCGCCGGCCCUAACGGUCGUAUCGACUGGCUUAACUGUGGUUUGAACGACGGUGGCUGGCACCCGCCCUUCGUGACGAUCAACGACGUGGUCACUGUCGACCUCAACGAGGCCAUCCAGAAGGACAACUCGCCGUUCAAGGCCUGCCAGGACUUCGUCUGGGCGUUCCAGCAGUACGGCAACGAGAACGGCAUCCCGCCCAUCAUGCUCGCCUCGUUCGCCAUGCAGGAAAGCACGUGCAACCCGAACACGGUUGGCGGCAACGGCGAGCAAGGCCUGAUGCAGAUAACGCAGGACAAGUGCGGCGGCGCGCCGGGCGGCAACUGCAAGGACGUGGCCUACAACGUCCGCACUGGUGCGGAGUACUUCAAGAGUGUCCUGGACAGCAAUGGCGGCGACCUGCUCCAGUCCAUCGCCAACUACAACGGCUGGAGGGUAGGCAUGACCUACGGCGACGCGACGGCUGCCCAGUGGAACGGCAACUGCUUCGCGCAGAACAACCUUGACUACCUGCACCAGUUCUUGAACGGCUGGUGCCAGAACAUCGACGCGUACACCCAUCAGCCGCCCCUGGGCCAGUACUUCAACCUCAACGCGUGCUACUAAGCGUAGCAGCGACCUCGUGUCGUGUGUAUAGUCUGACGACCAUACUUUAGCGCCCUACCUAACCCCUGUACCCCCGUAUCUUCGUCGCUUUUAUUCCCCCUCGUCACAUUGCUUUCGUAUACAUAUUCCACCACGCUUGUCGAUCUCGGAUAUGAUACCACAGCAACCGAUUCCCCUGUAAAGUAUAUACUUUCCGCGGCGUGCUUGAUUGUACGCCCCCAACACGUUCGUUAUCGUGGUAUAUGCCGUCUG
This is a messenger RNA of Schizophyllum commune H4-8, 1727 nucleotides long. Its product is annotated as glycoside hydrolase family 23 protein. Bases 432 to 1475 code for a protein of 347 amino acids. The transcript is spliced from 6 exons. The record is from RefSeq and is a predicted model, not a curated record. NCBI's taxonomy places the organism in Eukaryota, Fungi, Basidiomycota, Agaricomycetes, Agaricales, Schizophyllaceae.